Messenger RNA from Wyeomyia smithii (pitcher-plant mosquito), 1311 nucleotides. RefSeq lists its product as uncharacterized. Lineage: Eukaryota; Metazoa; Arthropoda; Insecta; Diptera; Culicidae. Bases 37 to 1047 code for a protein of 336 amino acids. The record is from RefSeq and is a predicted model, not a curated record. Gene Ontology annotation, cellular component: extracellular matrix. The transcript is spliced from 2 exons. Gene Ontology annotation, molecular function: protein binding.
UCAGUUCAUUUAGGAUUGAAGAUUCAAGCUAACGGGAUGGAAGUGAAUAGAAAGUUUGUAAGUGUUAUCCUGUUUUGUGCAUGGGCGCACGCUACUGUCGUCAACCAUACCUGCACUCCAAUAGGCUAUUCCAAAUUCUGCAUUAUGUACGACGUCAACUACAGCCGGGAUAAUAUCACGACGCAUAUUUUUCCCAAAGGAUACCCCCAUGUCCGUAUCGUCAACGAUGGUUGGCCAUAUGAAACGAAAUCGGAUGUGAACGUGUUGGAUAGCGAAUUGUACGAUAAUUUGGACCGACCCGAAGCGAUUGAACUAGUCAAAGUUGGUCUACAUGUAUUGGAAAUUCCUCGCAUUCUGAAGAUGGGCAAUUUUGCUCACAACCUAUUAAGAGAGUUUUCAAUUGGAAUAGGCGAAGCAGAACCGAUGCUUGCUUUUUUGGACGUUACUAGUAACUACAUAAGCGAUCUACGCAACAUAAGUAGUCUGGUGAACUUGGAAAUUCUUUACUUGUCCUAUAAUCGCAUCCAAACGAUCAAUCAGCAUGACUUUAAAGGUCUUGAAAAACUUAAAAUUCUCAUACUUAACAGAAACAGUAUAGCACAACUGUCGCUGGUGGUAUUUCCUAGCGGUUUAACUUCUCUAUCAAUCUUAGGCAGUGACAUCACCGAACUUGAUUACGAGCAAAUGAUGCUUCCUGAAUUGGAAACUUUCAACAUAGAACACAAUCGCAUAAGCACAAUUAAUAUUACUGCACUGCUGCUAGGAAUGCCAAAGUUGAAAACUUUUCAGAUGGAUGACAAUCGUCUGAGCUACAGUAACUUGCAGGAAGCGCUCGAUAUUUUAAAGAGAAAGAAUAUCAGUUUAAAAAAACCGCACGAAGAAUACCGUUGCCAUGAGGAGGAAUAUUCGGAAGGAGCUUGUCAGGAACCCCCGACCCGCACCAACAAAGGUUGGCUGGCAGCGACUGGUCUGAGCAUCCUGGUGAUACUGGUUGGCUCUAUGUUCGUCUCUAUCGUUUGGCGUGUGUAUGUUGAGAUAAACAAAUGAGAACUGAGCGCUAUCAGCUUGCCCACCAGUUGCAGUUUUAUUCUUUUCAAGUUGUGCAGAAUUCGGCUCAUACUGCUGACAAAAAUGAUUUUAGCUUUGUUUCCAUCACCCGUUGGAUAAUAAAAAGUGCCUGGUUCGAAUACUGGAACAUUUUCUUAAAUAUUGUAGUUGGUAAGACUGUUUUUAUUGCUCAGGAACUCGUUUAAGAAGAAAAAUGCAUUUAUAUUUCAUGAAAAUAAAUAAGCUAUACUUCUUCUCAAGAAU